Molecule: messenger RNA, 425 nt
Organism: Drosophila mojavensis
Lineage: Eukaryota; Metazoa; Arthropoda; Insecta; Diptera; Drosophilidae
Product: phormicin
Exons: 1
Coding region: 55-342 (95 amino acids)
Biological process (GO): humoral immune response; defense response to bacterium
Source: RefSeq, a predicted model, not a curated record
CAGUUGAGCCAAAUCAGUCGAACUGAACAGCCUAAGCAGCCAACAACAUUUACAAUGAAGUCUAUCGUGUGCUUAACUUUGCUCGUUGUCGUGACUCUGGCAAUAGCUCAACCUGUGGUCAAGGAGACAGUUGAGGUAAAGGAGGAUUUCGUCGUUAGCCCAGCUGCUUUGGAGGAGGUGCAGCCUGCAGCACCCGUUGCCCAUCAACGUUAUAAGCGUGCCACCUGCGAUCUGCUCAGCUUCUUGAAUGUGAACAAUUCAGCCUGCGCUGUUCACUGCUUAGCCAAGCGCUACAAGGGCGGCUAUUGCAAUAGCAAAGCUGUUUGCGUUUGUCGUAAUUGAAUUGUACAACUUUUCCCCCACUUUUCCCAAAUAAAUGAUUUAUCAAUAAAUUAAAUGAGCAUGCUCUCAUAUAGUAGUAUUAA